CAGCUCUGGGGACGCUGGGGUCCUCGGGUGCAGGCCACCAUGAGCAAGCGGAAGGCACCACAGGAGACGCUCAACGGGGGAAUCACCGACAUGCUCACGGAACUCGCAAACUUUGAGAAGAACGUGAACCAGGCUAUCCACAAGUACAACGCUUACAGAAAAGCAGCAUCGGUGAUCGCAAAGUAUCCACACAAAAUAAAGAGUGGGGCAGAAGCUAAGAAAUUGCCUGGAGUAGGGACAAAAAUUGCAGAAAAGAUUGAUGAGUUUUUAGCGACUGGAAAAUUACGUAAGCUAGAAAAGAUUCGACAAGAUGAUACAAGUUCAUCCAUCAAUUUCCUGACACGGGUUACUGGCAUUGGUCCAUCUGCUGCAAGAAAGUUUGUAGAUGAAGGGAUUAAAACACUAGAAGAUCUCAGGAAAAAUGAAGAUAAAUUAAACCAUCAUCAGCGAAUUGGGCUAAAAUAUUUUGAGGACUUUGAAAAAAGAAUUCCACGUGAAGAAAUGUUAGAAAUGCAAGAUAUUGUACUAAGUGAAGUCAAAAAAGUGGAUUCUGAAUACAUUGCUACAGUUUGUGGCAGUUUUAGAAGAGGUGCAGAGUCCAGUGGGGAUAUGGAUGUUCUUCUGACCCAUCCAAGCUUUACCUCUGAGUCUGCCAAACAGCCAAAGCUGUUACAUCGAGUUGUGGAACAGUUACAAAAGGUCAAUUUUAUUACAGAUACUUUGUCAAAGGGUGAAACAAAGUUCAUGGGUGUUUGCCAGCUUCCCAGUAAAAAUGGUGAAAAAGAAUAUCCACACAGAAGAAUUGAUAUCAGGUUGAUACCCAAAGAUCAGUAUUACUGUGGUGUACUUUAUUUCACUGGGAGUGACAUUUUCAAUAAGAAUAUGAGGGCUCAUGCCUUAGAAAAAGGAUUUACAAUCAAUGAGUACACAAUCCGUCCCUUGGGAGUUACUGGAGUUGCUGGAGAACCCUUGCCAGUGGAUAGUGAGAAAGACAUCUUUGACUACAUCCAGUGGAAAUACCGAGAGCCCAAGGACCGGAGCGAGUGAGGGCUGACCUCCCUGCCAGGCCUGCCCAGCAGGAGUCUUAACUUAUUUCCUAACCUUUGCUAUGUAAGGGUCUUUGGUGUUUUUAAGUGAUUGUUUCUUCAUCACACUUUAGCUGGCACUGUAGUCAAAUAAAGCCUCUUAUACUACUAU
This is a messenger RNA of Elephantulus edwardii (Cape elephant shrew), 1197 nucleotides long. RefSeq names its product polymerase (DNA directed), beta (gene POLB). Bases 40 to 1047 code for a protein of 335 amino acids. Gene Ontology annotation, molecular function: DNA-directed DNA polymerase activity; DNA binding. Gene Ontology annotation, biological process: double-strand break repair via nonhomologous end joining. The transcript is spliced from 14 exons. Lineage: Eukaryota; Metazoa; Chordata; Mammalia; Macroscelidea; Macroscelididae. The record is from RefSeq and is a predicted model, not a curated record. Gene Ontology annotation, cellular component: nucleus.